Molecule: messenger RNA, 2389 nt
Organism: Manduca sexta (tobacco hornworm)
Lineage: Eukaryota; Metazoa; Arthropoda; Insecta; Lepidoptera; Sphingidae
Product: zinc finger protein 2 homolog
Exons: 9
Coding region: 123-1721 (532 amino acids)
Biological process (GO): regulation of transcription by RNA polymerase II
Cellular component (GO): nucleus
Molecular function (GO): RNA polymerase II transcription regulatory region sequence-specific DNA binding; DNA-binding transcription factor activity, RNA polymerase II-specific
Source: RefSeq, a predicted model, not a curated record
GUAACCGAAAAUACAGAAUGAAAAUGGCGCAUAUUGAAUAAUCGUGAACGGAUCUGUUGCAAAAAUCACUUUGUCAUACGGAACGCAUCUUUACAGAAAUUUGUGGAAAGAUCAAGAAAGCGAUGGCGAGUGGCAUGGACGUAAAUGUGUUGGUAAAACAUUUAGUAAACGGCACUCUGGGAGAGAAAUUAUGUAUUAUUUGUUUAGAACAGCUCAAUGAGUCCUACGAGAAUAUUUUUACUAAGAUUUGCAAGGAAGAUCGGGAAUAUUGCAUAGCCGACGUGCUCGAGACGGUCUGCCAGAUAAAGUUUGAUGACGAAACUGCCAACUACAAUGUAUGUCUGAAUUGUUUUGUCAAUGCAUCACUGUCCUAUAAAUUCUUCUUGUUGAGUAAAACAAGUCAAGAGAUCAUCAGUUACUACACAGAGCAACUGAACCAGAGUAUUGACACUCUUCCAGAGGAUAACCCUCCAAGCACUUUUUGCAUACCACUCCCUUCCUUUGCUCCUAAAACAUUUAGCUUUAAUUUUGACCUCGAUGGUAUUGGUACUACAGAAACAUAUGAAAUGCCGGUCAAAAAGUCUGUUACCCCGAAGACCGAUGAUGAUGUAGUAGUAGUUGUUCAAGAAAAUGGUGAACUGUUGUUUUACAAGAUAUUAGAUAAUGGACAGAUGAUGUUGCUUGAUGAAUAUGAACGCCAGAAGUAUGAUGAUGUUUUGUCUAAAUCGGCAAAGGUCGUGGGCACCAAGAAAAAGCAAAGGAAGAAAAGAGGUCCUAUGUCAUACAAAUGUUGUACUUUGUGUCCCGUGAAGUAUAGAUUUGUGGCCAAACUGCAGACCCAUAUGAAAGUGGGGCAUAAUGUUAAUUUGUUCGUUUGUAAGGUGUGUAAAGCAUUUACAGAAGACGAAUUGGAAUACCAUAACCACUUGAAGACUCACACCAACAUACACCAAUGUGCGCACUGCAACACAGUGUUUAAAAAACGCGACACAAUCAUUGCUCAUCUUAAAUGGCAUGAGAAAAUGAAGAAUAUUGGACAGUCAGAAAGUGCUCAUAUCUGUGAAAUCUGCGGUGUGAUAUUGGAAAAUGAGCAGAGUCUCACGGAACACUGGGAGAACCGUCACUACAAGAAGUACACCUGUUACUACUGCGGCCGGAUGUAUAAGGGAGAGAUCAGCUUCGAGAUGCACAUCAAGAAACAUGAACAACAUAUGGAAAAGAAGGUGACACAGCAAGACACUCCUAAAUUGUCGGAGCCUGAGAAGAAAUCUCCGAAGCAGGACAGCAAACCUCGAUGUACUUGUACGUUAUGCGGCCACAGUUUCGUAGACCAGCGGGCUUUGAUGUGGCAUCAGCGGUUGCACAAUAACGAGAGACCUUACUCUUGCGAUGAGUGCGGGCGCGCGUUCGUGUCGAUGACCCGCCGCAACCAGCACCAGGUGUGCGCGCACACGGCGCCCACGCGGCGCUGCCCGCUGUGCCCCGCGCUCUUCCACCUGCGCUCCAUGGUCAACACGCACGUCAAGAAGGUACACCUAAAAGCGCACAAGCGCAGGAACCGCACGAGCAAGUAUCAAAACGUGUACUGGCGCACCGAGCCCGUGCCUAUACAAGAGCUGAGCGUGUCCAUACAAAACGAAAUAUUAGAGAUGCAGGCGGCUAAGGAGAACGAACCGGAAGACUGGGUGUGGAGACCAGAAUCCAAAAUGGAGAAUAUGUAGUUAACAUAUAAUAUAGUGGUGAUGGUAUUGUGAACAGUUCCAAUAAUUAUUUUGUAGUAUUGUUGAUUACUCAGUUAAAUAAUCAUAAUAGAGAUCUGACAUUUCUUAUUGCACUUUCAUGAAUAUAUGUACAGUUCUAUUUAAACUUCUUGCAGGCUGCGAAGUUAGCGGCGAGCGCAAAUAAAAUCAAAUCGUUAAUAUAUUUAGGUUCAAUUAAAAUUUAUAUACCUAUUAUGUUUAUAUCUAAAAAGAUUAAAAAAAAUAAGAAUAAUUUUAUUUUAGUUGUUAAGUUGAAAAUGUAUUGUAAUACAUUUCUAUAUUUAUCAGAUAUUUUUAUACCUUUAUUUUGUAAGAAAGUGAAUUAAAUACUCCAAAUCAAUGCAAUCAUUUUUUAAAAUAUCAAAAGAAUUCUUGAGUUAACAAAUUCAGCUGUACUUGGACAGGAACGCAUGCGUCUAACACACUGAUGCGUUCUCCGCAUAGAAACUUAUUAUAUUUUGAGCCGUAAGAAGUUUGAAUAGUCUGUAAAUGAUUUUUAAGUACAUAUAAGUAAAAAAAUAGCACUUUUGAAUUUUAUAGACAUUGUGAGACUAUUUAUAUGAAUAUGCUGUAAAAUAAAAUAGAAUGUUACCAAUAAACAAAACAAACAUAAACCCUUUUUGUAUAUA